UCAUUUCCACCAUCAUAUUCCUAUCCAAAACUAACCAAUCCAAGUGAAACGUCGCAUCGUAUAUAUAAAUACAAAUCCAAAUCCCUUUCCACUUAACUCCUCUCGUCCAAUCUUCUAACCAACAAUUAUCAGAGGACACGGAGGUGCAGCCAUCAUACAAAUCGGUCGGAGCCAGGAAAUUUCCUUCGUUCAAAUUCUUGCUCGACCGAUCAUGGCGGUUGCAGCGGCCGUGACGCUGCUGUUGUUUUUCGCCUCCUGCAUGGGCGCCUCCGUGUUGUGCACCGGGGCACCGGCAGCGGGGUUCGAGGACGUGCCGACGGUGCCCUUCGACGAGGGCUUCACUCCGCUCUUCGGCGAGUCCAACCUCGGCCUCUCCGGUGACGGCACCGUACGCGUCACCCUGGACCGCCACACCGGCUCGGGCUUCAUCUCGAAGCACUACUUCCACCACGGCCUCUUUAGCGCUGACGUGCGGCUCCCCGCUGGUCACACCGCGGGGGUCGUCGUUGCCUUCUACCUCUCCAACGGCGACGUGUUCGACGACACCCACGACGAACUGGACUUCGAGUUCCUCGGCAACCGCGCGGGCCACCGGUGGCGGAUGCAGACCAACGUGUACGGCAACGGCAGCACCGCCCGGGGCCGGGAGGAGAGGUACCUCAUGCCGUUCGACCCCUCCGCAGCCAAGCACAGGUUCUCGGUGCUCUGGUCGUCCGACGCCGUCGUCUUCUUCGUCGACGGCACGCCCGUCCGCGAGGUGCAACGGCGCGCCGGCGCCGGCAUGGGCGGCGACUACCCGUCCAAGCCGAUGGCGGUGUACGUGACCAUCUGGGACGGGUCCACCUGGGCGACUGAAAACGGCAAGUACACGGUGGAUUACAGGCACGGGCCUUUCACCGCCGAGUUCUCGGGGCUCGUCCUGCGCGGCUGCCCUGCCGACGCCACCGGUGACAUCCGCCAGCUUCACCGUGCCACCUCCGUGCACCGGUGCGCGGCGAGGGAGCGGGAACUGACGACUGCGGAGUACGCGGUGAUGACGGCGCGGAAGCGUGCGGCGAUGCGGAGGUGGAGGUGGAAGCAGACGCUGUACACGGUGUGCUACGACACAGACCGGUACCCGGCGGCGCUGCCGGAGUGCGACGUGAAUGCGGUGGAGCGUCAGAUGUUCGAGCGGUGGGGUGAGUCCAAAGUCGCUUUCCGCUCCAGGCAGAGUCGAGUUGAGACGCCGCUCGCGCCGCCGUUGGUGUCCAUGAACAUGAUGCAGGCAGACUGAGUGAUCGAUCGUUCGGACCACAAGCAGCCACGUUGUUGUACAGUUGCUUACUUAGUACUAGUGGUAGCAAGAGAGAAAUGAUGGCAACUGCCGUGAUUAUGAAUUUAUGAUACUAGCAGAUUGUUGAUUUGAUGGUUACUU
Molecule: messenger RNA, 1414 nt
Organism: Lolium rigidum
Lineage: Eukaryota; Viridiplantae; Streptophyta; Magnoliopsida; Poales; Poaceae
Product: probable xyloglucan endotransglucosylase/hydrolase protein 30
Exons: 1
Coding region: 212-1273 (353 amino acids)
Biological process (GO): xyloglucan metabolic process; cell wall biogenesis
Cellular component (GO): apoplast; cell wall
Molecular function (GO): hydrolase activity, hydrolyzing O-glycosyl compounds; xyloglucan:xyloglucosyl transferase activity
Source: RefSeq, a predicted model, not a curated record